GUUCUACCGUGAUUUCAUGCCAGAAAAAUGCUUAUAUGGAUGGAAUGUGUGCUAUUCUCGAUUAUUGUAAUGGACUUGUUCAUAUGGGAAGGGUCGAAGUUAUGCAAAGAUGGCAGGGUAACGGAGAGCCUAAGAGUUGGGUGCAAAAUAUUACACCUUAUCAUCAUCAGCUUGUUUGCAAG
Messenger RNA from Striga hermonthica, 182 nucleotides. NCBI's taxonomy places the organism in Eukaryota, Viridiplantae, Streptophyta, Magnoliopsida, Lamiales, Orobanchaceae. The record is from the annotation of a GenBank genome assembly.